Messenger RNA from Neltuma alba, 1454 nucleotides. RefSeq names its product chloroplast envelope quinone oxidoreductase homolog. The record is from RefSeq and is a predicted model, not a curated record. The transcript is spliced from 4 exons. Bases 75 to 1064 code for a protein of 329 amino acids. NCBI's taxonomy places the organism in Eukaryota, Viridiplantae, Streptophyta, Magnoliopsida, Fabales, Fabaceae. Gene Ontology annotation, molecular function: oxidoreductase activity.
GAAUCUUCCCUACCAAAAAGAUACUAUUUAAUAAGGCGAGACGCCAUCCCCACGAGACUCCUAACCUCGCAGAGAUGGCAACGAAGCUUAUGCAAGCGAUUCAGUACGAUCGCUAUGGCGGCGGCCCCGCCGGUUUGAAGCAUGUAGAGAUUCCAGUUCCCACUCCAAAUAAAAAUGAGGUUUUGGUGAAAGUGGAAGCGGCUAGUCUGAAUCCUUUUGAUUGGAAGAUUCAAAAGGCUGUAGCAAGGCCUCUGUUACCUCGAAAGUUCCCCUAUAUCCCUGGUACUGAUAUAGCAGGAGAGAUAGUAGAGGUUGGAUCAAAAGUCAAAGAUUUCAAAGUUGGUGACAAAGUGGUUGCUUAUCUUGCUCAUGAUCAUGGAGGUGCACUUGCUGAGUUUGCUGUGGCUACUGAGAGCUUAACAGUUUUGAGACCAUCUGAAGUCUCAGCAGCUGAAGCUGCCGCUUUAACUUUGGCUGGUUUAACAGCUUACCAACCCCUCAUUGAAAUUGCUGGUGUCAAGCUUGAUGGAACUGGUGAACAAAAGAACAUCUUAAUAACCGCCGCCUCAGGCGGCGUGGGUCACUUUGCAGUUCAACUUGCAAAGCUAGGGAACACUUUCGUCACGGCCACUUGCGGGGCCCGCAACGUUGACUUGGUCAAGAACUUAGGUGCUGAUGAGGUUCUUGACUAUAAGACUCCAGAAGGAGCUGCUUUAAAGAGUCCAUCUGGUCGAAAAUACGAUGCGGUGAUACAUUGCACAACUGGUAUACCAUGGUCCACUUUUGAGCCUCAGCUGAGUGAUAAAGGAAAGGUAAUAGACUUAACGCCUGGUUUGAUUUCAAUGGCGACUUUUGCUCUGAAGAAACUCACUUUCUCUAAGAAGCAAAUAGUGCCGUUCUUUGCAACACCCAAUAAAGAGAACCUGAGUUAUCUGAUUCAGUUGGUGAAAGAUGGAAGGCUUAAAUGUGUUAUUGACUCUCGUUUCCCUUUGAGUCAAGCUGAAGAUGCUUGGGCUAAGAGCAUUGAUGGCCAUGCUACUGGAAAAAUCAUUGUGGAGCCAUAAACACCACAUACAUAUAUACAAAUAUGCAUAGAUACACGAAUAUGUACAUGCACACAUACACACAUACACAUAUAUAUAUAUAUGUAUGUAGAAGAAUAGUGAAUUACAGCAUGGUGUAUAUUUGAGUUGAAGUGUGAUAGGAACCACUGGCCUCUUACUAUUUCAUUCUAGGAAGAGGCGUGGCAGUUCUUAGAUAUUAUGCAUGUGUUUUAUGUUGGUAUAUGCCUUUGUGUCUAUCCUUAGUAGUUAGCUGUUGUUAUUGCUAGUUAGCAGCAGUUCCAUGUUUCUAGGGUUUGGAAGUUAAUUUCAGCUAUAUGCUGUCAAAAUUAUGAAUGUCAUAUCAUGUAUUUUGCCAAAGAUAUAAAUAAAGUAUUUUUCAGUGGAUUAUUU